AUGAGCGGCCAUUCACCGAAGAAGGAAGCCACACCGCUACUGAUCGGAUUCAGUAGCUCUUCUUUCAGCAUCGAACUGUUCGUGUCGUUCGCAUUAUGUCUGGACGUGGAAAAGGAGGCAAAGUCCCGUUCGAGCCGCGCUGGAUUGCAGUUUCCAGUCGGUCGUAUUCACCGUCUCCUCCGAAAGGGCAACUAUGCCGAGCGUGUUGGAGCCGGUGCUCCCGUCUACCUGGCUGCCGUGAUGGAGUAUCUGGUCGCUGAAGUUCUCAAGUUGGCAGGAAAUGCCGCUCGUGACAACAAGAAAACCCGAAUUAUCCCACGUCACCUGCAGUUGGCCAUCCGCAACGACGAAGAGCUGAACAAACUUCUUUCCGGAGUGACCAUCGCUCAGGGUGGUGUCCUGCCAAACAUCCAGGCCGUCCUGUUGCCCAAGAAGACCGAAAAGAAGGCUUAA
This is a messenger RNA of Ochlerotatus camptorhynchus, 453 nucleotides long. Its product is annotated as histone H2A, sperm-like. Gene Ontology annotation, biological process: heterochromatin formation. The transcript is spliced from 2 exons. The record is from RefSeq and is a predicted model, not a curated record. Lineage: Eukaryota; Metazoa; Arthropoda; Insecta; Diptera; Culicidae. Gene Ontology annotation, cellular component: chromatin; nucleosome. The coding region runs from base 1 to 453 and encodes 150 amino acids. Gene Ontology annotation, molecular function: protein heterodimerization activity; structural constituent of chromatin; DNA binding.